AUGGUGUGCCUGUGUUCCCUCCUCCCCAUGGGCUCGCUUCUCCUCCUCCUCCUCCUCCUCCUCAGCCCUGUGGCCCAGGGGGAAUAUGGGGUGGUCCACGUCGUGUCAAAGAACUGGAGCAAAGACUACUGUGUCCUAUACAGCUCUGACUACGUCACCCUCCCCAGGGAACUGCAGCAUGCCCCACUGCUGCCCCUGCAUGAUGGCACCAAGACAUCAUGGUGUCCAGGACAGGACACCUUCCACCAGGCCCAGGCCAGCUCCCCAAGACAGCAGCCCCUCCACCAGACUACCACCAUGGUGAUGCAUGGCAACUGCAGCUUCUAUGCCAAGGGAUGGCUGGCUCAGGAACAAGGUGCCCACGGGCUGCUCAUUGUGAGCCAGGCUAGUGACCAACAGUGUUCAGACACCACUUCAAAGUCCCAGGACCCCAGCAAGCCACUACCAGGCCUCACCAUCCCAGUGGCUGUGCUCCGCUAUACCGACAUGCUGGACAUCCUCAGCCACACUCAUGGUGACACCAACGUCCGUGUAGCCAUGUAUGCGCCCUUAGAGCCCAUCAUUGACUAUAACAUGGCUGUCAUCUUCUUCCUAGCAGUGGGCACUGUUGCUGUGGGCGGCUACUGGGCUGGCCUGAUGGAGGCAGACAGACUGCAGAGGCGCUGGGCCCGAGGAGGAGCGGGGCUUGAUGGCCACAAUCAGCAGCAAGCAGUGGCAGCUGGGAGACCCCAGAGGGACCAGGAAGAUGAAGACAAUGAGGAUGCCCCUGUAGACUUCACUCCAGCCAUGAUGGGUACUGUUGUCACCAUGUCCUGCUCCAUCAUGAUAUUGCUGUACUUCUUCUAUGACUGCUUUGUCUACGUCAUGGUUGGGAUCUUUGGCCUGGGUGCCAGUACUGGCCUCUACAGCUGUCUGGCACCCAUGGUGCACCACCUGCCCCUGCAGCAAUACCAGUGGCAUCUGCCAGGCCACCGGACCUAUAUACGGCUGCCAUUGCUGUUCCUGGCAGGCCUGUGUACUGUGGUGACCCUCCUCUGGGUUGUCUACCGUAAUGAUGACCACUGGGUGUGGCUCCUACAGGACACCCUGGGUGUCUCCUACUGCCUUUUUGUCCUGCGACGCGUGCGGCUGCCUACACUUAAGAACUGUACCUCCUUCCUGCUGGCCCUGUUAGCCUUUGAUGUCUUUUUUGUCUUUGUCACACCUCUUUUCACCAAGACUGGAGAGAGCAUCAUGGUGAAGGUAGCAUCAGGCCCUGCAGAUUCUUCAAGCCACAAGAGGCUGCCCAUGGUACUCAAAGUGCCCCGGCUGAGCUUCUCAGCCUUGACAUUGUGUGACCAGCCCUUCUCCAUCCUUGGCUUUGGUGACAUUGUAAUCCCUGGCUUCCUGGUGGCUUACUGUCACCGCUUUGACAUGCAAGUUCACUCCCGUCAGAUCUACUAUGUGGCCUGCACAAUGGCCUAUGCUGUGGGCCUGUUGAUUACCUUCGUCGCCAUGGUCCUCAUGGAGAUGGGCCAGCCUGCCCUGCUCUACUUAGUGUCCAGCACCCUGCUUACCAGCCUCGCUGUGGCUGCCUGCCGCCAAGAGCUCUCCCUUUUCUGGACCAGCCAGGGCAGAGCUAAGACAUCUGCCAGGCCUUCAGCAGAGCCCUGCAUUGCUUCAGCAACAGGCCCCAAGCUGAAGCAGGAGGUUGUACCAGAUUCCAGUACAGCCAAUGGGUUUGAAGAGGCCACCAACCAAGAAUCAGGAGACUUAGACAGCAACCCUGGAGAUGACAUGGCUGAGAUGGUCACCCUAUCUGAGGAUGAAGCCACCAGUCCAGAGGGCCACAGUGAGAGCUCGGAAGGCUGGAGUGACGCCAACCUAGAUCCUGAUGAGCUGCCUUCUGGCUCCCCCAGGGCCCUGGAAGAGCUGAUGCCGCUGGCCAUGUUGAAACCACUGAUCCCACCCUCGGAGCUGGGCCACAUCCACACCCAGGCCCAGGCCCACGAUGUCAACCUGUCUUGGAUGGGACUCCACAAGAGAAAGGGCUUGAAGGUAAAGAAGAGCUUGUCAACCCAGGCUCCCCUGUAA
Messenger RNA from Nannospalax galili (Upper Galilee mountains blind mole rat), 2073 nucleotides. RefSeq names its product signal peptide peptidase like 2C (gene Sppl2c). Gene Ontology annotation, molecular function: aspartic endopeptidase activity, intramembrane cleaving. Gene Ontology annotation, biological process: membrane protein proteolysis. Lineage: Eukaryota; Metazoa; Chordata; Mammalia; Rodentia; Spalacidae. The transcript has a single exon. The coding region runs from base 1 to 2073 and encodes 690 amino acids. Gene Ontology annotation, cellular component: lumenal side of endoplasmic reticulum membrane; lysosomal membrane; cytoplasmic side of endoplasmic reticulum membrane. The record is from RefSeq and is a predicted model, not a curated record.